AUGCGUACGCAUUCUACGUUUUACGUCAGUCGUAUCCGCCUGUACUAUCAGCACGAUCCCGUUUCGAGAUGCGAAGGACACUUCCGCGGUCGAAAUCCGAGACCACCUACGAGUAGUCCCGUUUCAGCGGGCCAGUCUGGUCGACUAGCGAAGCGACCUGUUCACGCGGUUGAGCGAUUUCUUGACGAUCUGCAGCCAGCUAGUCACGAAGAGAACGAAUCGAACGUGUUCCUCAAGUUGUGCAAGCGCAAACGCGGCACGAUCGUCUGA
Peronospora matthiolae is the source of this 270-nucleotide messenger RNA. The record is from the annotation of a GenBank genome assembly. Lineage: Eukaryota; Oomycota; Peronosporomycetes; Peronosporales; Peronosporaceae.